Molecule: messenger RNA, 624 nt
Organism: Rotaria socialis
Lineage: Eukaryota; Metazoa; Rotifera; Eurotatoria; Philodinida; Philodinidae
Source: the annotation of a GenBank genome assembly
AUGUCUGACAAAAAAGCGUCAGCUCAAACAUCGGCUACGAAAAAAGCCUCCGCAGCUAAAACAAAGACAGCUGCAGCAACACCUGCUGCACCAAAAGUAGAGAAGGCUGAACCCGCCAAGAAAGCAGCUCCAGCUAGUGCUCCACCACCAGCAGUAACAACACCGGCACCAGCUAAACAGAAAGCACCAACAUCAAGUGCUAAAUCUACUUUAGCUAAAACAUCAACAAAAGUUGCAAAAAAACCAACAACAACAUCAAAAGGUGGAAAAUCUGGUUCUAAAAAGAAAUCGAAAUCAAUUAAAUACUAUAUCGAUUGUACACAUCCAGUUGAAGAUGGUAUUUUCGAUCUUAAUGCAUUCGAACGAUUUUUAGCUGAAAAAAUGAAAAUCAAUGGUAAAACAUCAAAUUUAAGUAAUGUUAAUAUUGAAAAAUCGAAAUCUAAAGUUUCAAUUGCAUCUGAAGUACCACUCUCAAAACGAUAUAUGAAAUAUUUAACAAAGAAAUUUUUGAAGAAACAUGAACUUCGAGAUUGGUUACGUGUUAUCGCCAAUGCCAAAGACUCCUACGAAUUACGAUACUUCAAUAUCAAUCAAGAGGAAGCUGAAGGCGAAGCUGAUGCUUAA